AGAUUCAACAAACUAAGAUAGAUACUGAAUAUCUAGUUCCAAAAUUAUCUGGAGUACCAUAUAAGCAGCAAGGUGUAGUAGCUGCAAAAUAUCAUAUUGGAUCUUUAAAUUUUCUUUUGUCAUUAACACCUAAUAAUCGUGCUCGCAUUGCUUAUAUUGCACAUGAUAAGCAUAACUCAGAAUUUUUUGAAUCAUUUCUUGAAACUCUCAAAAAAGAUUAUAAGACUUGUGGACCGCAACUUCAAGCCACACUUGAAAAACCUGGUACUGAUCUUCUUGGGUAU
This is a messenger RNA of Racocetra persica, 284 nucleotides long. The record is from the annotation of a GenBank genome assembly. NCBI's taxonomy places the organism in Eukaryota, Fungi, Glomeromycota, Glomeromycetes, Diversisporales, Gigasporaceae.